Messenger RNA from Rhea pennata, 15786 nucleotides. It is a transcript of the gene HYDIN, whose product is annotated as HYDIN axonemal central pair apparatus protein. Gene Ontology annotation, cellular component: axoneme. Lineage: Eukaryota; Metazoa; Chordata; Aves; Rheiformes; Rheidae. The coding region runs from base 1 to 15462 and encodes 5153 amino acids. The transcript is spliced from 85 exons. Gene Ontology annotation, biological process: axonemal central apparatus assembly; cilium movement. The record is from RefSeq and is a predicted model, not a curated record.
AUGGCCACUAGCAACCUCCAUCAGUUGAUGGGGUCCUCCAAGAUACCUGAUGGAUUCCAGAGCAAAGCGGUGGCACCUCGUAAUCCAAAGCUGGUCAAAGAGGCAGAGAAGUCUGUAACUCUGACUCCCUCUGCCUUCUUGAAGGAGAUGUCUCUUACCACAGAGCAGAGGCUGGCCAGCACUCACGAAAUGAGGCGGCCCCGGAUUAUCCAACUUCUAGACAUGAGUGAAACCUCUCAUCAAAAGUUCUCAGCACUUGACCUGGAACAGAGCUUGUUUCAGCCUUUCCCGUCAGAGGUGGUAUUUCAGAACUACAUCCCUUGUGAGACCUAUGAAGUGCCACUGAUUCUGAGGAACAACGACAAGAUUCCUCGACUGGUGAAGGUAGUCUUGGAGAGUUCUCCUUACUUCAAGCUGAUCAGCCCCAAUGAUGUGUGUCAUAAGGUAGCACCUGGCAUGCCCUCAACUUUCCGCAUACUUUUCACCCCUGAGGAGAACAAGGAUUACUUCCACCAGGUUACCUGCAUCACAGAAAGGGAAAAGUUCAUUGUACCCGUCCGAGCUAUAGGUGCCCGAGCUAUCUUGGACUUCCCCGAUCAGCUGAACUUCUCUGUCUGUCCAGUCAAGUACGCUACCCAGAAAACUCUGCUGGUUCACAACAUUGGUAAUCGAGAGGCCCGCUACUGCAUCAGCACUCAGAGCCCUUUCUCUGCCGAUCCCUCUGUUGGGACUCUAGGGAUUGGUGACACCAUGCAAGUAACAGUGGAGUUUCACCCGCUGGAGACGGGAGAUCAUUCCAGAGCCCUGAUAGUCCACUACGACACAGGUGAAGAUAUUCAUACAAGCCUUUACGGAGCAGCUGUAGAUGUCAACAUCAGGCUGGACAAGAACUCUUUGAUAAUUGAGAAGACCUACCUCACACUGGCAAACCAGAGAGCUGUGGUCAUUCACAAUAGGAGUGAAAUCAUAGCCCACUUCCAGUGGAAGGCUUUUGCUACUCGAGAAGAGGAGGAUAGACAGAAAAUGAGGCUGUGUCGCAGACUGCAGAGCCAGGAAGAGGACGAGACAGACCGCUUUCUCGAGGAGUGCAGUGUGGACCCCACUCUCAGAGAACGACUUUCCAUUCUCUCCCGCACCUUCCAGAACCACCGGGCCAAGGUGAAAGGAGAUGCCAUGCUUUUCUCUGAUGACAUCUUCAGCAUUGAGCCAGUGGAAGGAGAUGUCUGGCCAAAUUCUACAGCUGAAAUUAAUGUGAUCUUUAAACCUCGAGAAGCCAGAGUCUAUCAACAAACUGUCUACUGCGACAUCUCAGGCCGCGAGACCAGGCUGCCCCUGCGCAUCAGAGGGGAGGGCGUAGGGCCCAAGCUCCGCUUCGGUUUUGACCAGCUCGACAUCGGGAAGGUCUUUGUCGGAUCGGCGCACAGCUACGAGGCAAUCCUGUUUAACAAAGGAGCCAUUGAUGCUCUCUUCAGCUUGGUCCCUCCAGCUACAGCUCUGGGCUCCUGCUUUACUUUUCACCCCCAGGAGGGCAUCAUUUUACCAGAGGGGCUUCAGGCCAUACAGAUCUCCUUCAGGUCAACCAUCCUGGGGGAGUUCACAGAAGAAUUUGGGUUCAGCGUGCAUGGAUCUCCCGAACCUGUGACCUUGACUAUCAGGGGCUGUGUCAUCGGACCGACUUUUCACUUCAGUGUGCCUUCCCUCGAUUUUGGGGAUGUCUCUUUUGGCUUUCCGUGCACCUUAUCCUGUUGCCUCAAUAACACGUCUUUGGUGCCCAUGACUUUCACUCUUCGCAUCCCUGGGGAUGGCCCUGGAGAGCCCAGUGUUACCAGCUUUGUUCAGAUCUCAGAUGACACCAGGCCAUCCUGGAGAAGGGGAGUUCAAGGUCGUGUCAAGCCAACAGAAUUUACCAUAACGCCCUGCAGGGGAACUGUCCGCUCCCAGGGACUCCUGGACAUCCAGGUCACCCUGUGCUCCAAUACUGUGAAAAAAUACGAGCUGGCCCUGGUGGUGGAUGUGGACGGUGUUGGCAAGGAGGUGUUGGCACUCCUCCUCACAGCAAGAUGUGUAGUUCCUUCGCUGCAGGUGCUCAACCCCGUUGUGAAGUUUGGACGGUGCUUCCUAAAAUUCCCUUAUCGGCAAACACUGACCCUGGUGAACGACAGCGAUCUUCCGGGCUGCUAUGGGGUUCUUCCGCAGGAGCACAAGGAUGCUGCUGCUGUGUGGUACUUCAGCCCGCUACCUUGUGGGAUUAUCCAGCCUCACAGCUCGGUGGAGAUCCCAUUUACACUGGAAGCCCAAGUGAUGGGAGAGAAGGACACAGUUGCUCACAUCGCAGUGUUUGGGAGUGAAGGAUUCCCUUUGAAGAUCCAUUUACUGAGCACUGGAGAAGGCCCAGUUGUCCACGUGUACCCAAGUAAGAUAGAUUUUGGCAAUAUCCAAGUUCUACAAGAUGCGUCGCAGACACUCCACCUCUCCAAUCAGACUCUAAUCCCCGCAUCAUUCUGGGCACAGAUGGCUGGCAAAAACUCACGCUGGAGGAUUGAACCCAGUGAAGGAGUGGUUCCCCCCGAGACAGAGGUGUCUGUGAGUCUCAUAGCCAACUUGGACGAUACAGAGAAAUUCAACGACAAGGUGAACUUGUGCAUAGAGCACAACAGCACCUGCGAGAUCCCAGUCCAGGCUGUUGGCAUUGGCACCACGAUCGUCACUGACAAACCCUUUGCUCCAGAGCUCAACCUGGGACCUCACUUCAGUCAGGAACCCUGCUAUUACCGCUUCAAGAUAACGAACCGGGGACGUCGCACCCAUCAGCUGUACUGGACAACAGAAGGCUUCGCCCCAUUUCGCCAACGGGAUCAUCUCCCUGCUCCCACUAACGCUAAAGGCAAAAAUUCUUCCCAGAGCCUCAGACCUGCAUCACCUAUUUUUAAGCUUCGACCGCUAAGGAUGGAGCUGACCCCGGGGAAGACUAUGGACAUGAUGCUGGAAGGCUUCUCCAGGACUGCCAAGGUAGCGAAGGAGCGGCUGCUGUGUCACGCCAUCAUAGGGAGCAAAACCGGGAAGAAAAAAAUAAUGCAAGUGGAUGUCACGUGUGAGUUCAUUGCUCCUGUUCUGCAAAUCUCCGCCAGAGAAAUCACUUUCCGGGUAGAGAAGGAAGCCAAUGAUGUCCUAACUCCUCAGUAUGAGCCUCUUAAUUUAAAAAACAUCUCUUCCUUGCCAGUCAGCGUUAUCCUGUCCUUAGAACAACCCUUCUCCCUCUGUGAUGUGGACCGGCAACCCAUCUAUGUAGAUGGUCGGGCCAUAAAGCUGGAAGUAGGAGAGGAACUUCAUCUUUCCAUCAAAUUUAACCCUGCUUUUCAUGAGGGUUUGGAUAUCCGGGUAGCAAAAGUGGCCCUGAUAAUACGGUUUGUUGAGCACUCUCAUGAGGAGCACAUUGCCCUUCGGGGAGAAGUGUACUUUCCGAAUCUCCGUUUCCAGACCACGGCCGUGAACUUUGGCUGCCUUUUGAAUGAUACUGAAGAUGUACGUUACAUCGAGAUGACCAACUGCAGCCCGCUUCUUGUCCGCUACAACUGGUCGUUCCUGACAGAGAGCCAUGCGAGCCAGAUGAGGUUCAGCCCUCCAAGACCUAAAUUUUUCAUUGAGCCCCAAUCACCGAAGGAGGAGGAAGCUCGGACGGAGCAAUUGGCGGCUGUGGAGAACGACGGCUUUGUGAGAAGCUUCAGGGACGCAAACGCGGAGAAGAAAGCUCAUGGCAUGAGGGCAGCGGGGGAUCGUGCCCAAGAGCCUGCAGGCCCAAAGGACUCCCCAGACACGAAGCCACUAAUAUCCGCUGCUAAGGAGGAGAAAAACACUGCAAAGACUCAGAAUCUAAUGGGGGUCAAGGAAUUGCUACCAGUCACGGAGAGCAAGCCGUUCGCCUUGGGGGUAGAGGAGGUUUUUGACAUCCUGCCACUGUACGGCACGCUGCAGCCAGGCGAGAGCCAGCAAGUCACGUUCACCUUCUAUGGCCACGCGAACAUUGUCGCCCGCGUCACGGCGCAGUGCAAAGUGGAGGGCGGCCCAACUUACGAGAUCGCACUCAGCGGGGAGGCUUCGCUCAUCAACUACCUGUUUGACGUAAAGGCGAUUGACUGCGGGCUGCAGCUGUUUAAUGAGGUCUCUGAAAUGAAGCUCACCCUGCAGAACAGCGGGAAGGUGCGAUUCAAGUAUGUGGUGCUAAGCGCCAGCACGGCCUCUGCAGACAACCCUCUGCCCGGCGUGCCCCUGGUCGUGCCUGCCACGGGUUAUGUUGGAUCUGGCAAGGAACAGGUACUGAAAGUCUAUUACCUGCCUGGAGUGCCUGGAGACUUCUACAGGACUUUUCAGAUCCAAGUGGGUCACCUUGAGCCAGAAGAAAUCUCCCUGAAAGGAGAGGGGAUCUUUCCCAGGAUCUACGUGGGUCUGCCCAGAAACAUCAAAGGAAAUGUAAAAUAUGAGAAGCUCCUCAAGAAGGCAAAAGAAAAGUUGAAAAAAGGCAAUCGGAGAGAGGAAGCCAUCGUUCUGCAGAAGGCCACGACUGUAGAGCGGCACACGGACUCAGACUCCCUGUUUAACACGUGGCUGCUGAUGGAAAUGGAGCGAGUACUCAUAGAGGAGCAUGCCCUGAAGCAGCAGGAAGCUUUUACCUCCUGUCCCACAGAGGACCCUGCUUUGGGCCAGCAGGCUCGUCAACGGCUUGUCAAAGCUCAGCUGCCUGAGUACAUCCUGGACUUCGGCUACAUCAUUCUAGGUAAUGCCCAAACACACAUCGUGAAGAUCACCAACACCGGCCAGUUCCCUGUGUCCUUCCAUGCAGAUGUACGGGCCCUGCGUGACACAGGUUUCAGCAUUGAACUGCACCGCGUGAAGCACCUGCCAUUCUGUGAGACCGAAAUGUUCACAGUGCGCUUUGAUUCGCAAAGUGCCAACCUACCCCUGGGACAGGUGAAAGCACUCCUGCCCAUCAAGGUGACAGGUGGACCCACGUUUCACAUAUGCCUUCGUGCCAUGGUGACUGUGCCAUCCCUCUGCCUCUCCUGUGACAGACUGGAAUUCUCCAGUGUCCAGUGUGGGCAGUGUCAAGAAAAAACCAUCCAGCUCCAAAAUUGCUGCCAGAUCGCCUGCAGAUGGUUCAUCAGUAUGAACGAGCACGUUAAGAAGGUGGACAAACAUUUGCCAGUGAACCUGCGUCGGAAGCUGCGUGAGGAGUUAAGGACCAAGACCCCUGUCUUUCAGGUGCUGCCCUCAAGUGGAAACCUCACUCCAGGACAGCGAUGCAACCUGCAAGUGAGGUUUUCACCUAGCGAAGAGAGGGCCUACAGCACCCGUCUGAAGGUUAACAUUUGCCAGAGUAACCUGCACCCUGAGCUACAGCUCUUAGGGCAUGGACUGGAGCCGCGACUGGACUUCAGCCCCCCAGUGCUCGAGCUGGGCCCACUGCUGCCAUACAGCAAGGGGGUGCAGGCCACCGUUGUGGUGAAGAACCCAUGCGAUUUCCCCAUUGAGUUCUACUCUUUGGACUUCGACCAGGAGUACCUCACUGAGGAGCUGAUCCUGCGUAUGCUGCAGGACUACGAUUGCCACAACACCUUACUGCUGCCGCCCCGUGCCCCAGGCGAGAAGCUGCCCCCGGAGGUGCUGGAGUACUAUGAGGACCAGAAGAGGCUGCAGGACGAGCAGGCCGAGUCCAAGCCUGUGGAAUCAACUGGUUGUGAGAAUGAAAACUCUGAAGACAUCCAGUCUCCCUCAGAUCAAGAAGGAAAGUACCCUACCGGGGUCGUUCAUACUGUCUCAUCGCACACCUCCAUCAUUCCCCCCUCCUUUUUUGAUGAAAGCCAGUUCAACAAGGUGGACUUCAAAUUGGAGCAUGAAGAAGAGGAGGAGGAAGAUAUUGAGAAAAAACACAGGCCAGAGGAGCAUCAGCAAAAACACACCAGCAGCAAGGAGGCCGUGGGAGAAUUAGACAGCAGCCCUGUCAAAAGAGCCAUCGCACGCUACCUUGGCAUCGAUAUCUCUCCAGAAGGCCGCGCUGCCGAAAAACGCAGAGGGAUUGUUGUCAUCAUCCACGGGGCACCUCUAACAGGAAAGACGUCGGCUGCGACUGCCCUGUCUAAAUACUACGGUGUUCCCUGCUUGUCCAUCGACUCUGUGGUGACAAAAGCCAUCUCUCAGAGGAGCAGUUCGGCAGGGCUCCGUGCGCGGGAACUGUGUAUCGAGGCUGCAGUCAGUCAGGCCCACGAGGACCCAGAGGAUGCUGGUAAGCCUUCAGCCCAGCAAAAUGCUGGGCCCAGAGCACUACUUCAAACACUAACUCCCAUCAUCCAGUUUUUCCUUUUUCUCCCUAUAAGGAGAAGGGGCUUUUGGCAGCUCCUGCCUGUUCUAGGGAACAAUCAACACGCAGAUCUCUGCAGCUUGCCACUCAGCGCACGGGCGAAUGGUCCAUGCAGCUCCGCGGGCAAAGCUGUCCUACAGCCCGUCAGUGCCCGAGGCCGGGGGAACCAGGGAGUGGGCAAGGGGAAGACGGAGGGCCACACACCCCAGCACCGGAAGCAGCACCAAACAGAUCAGCAAGGUCCAACCACCGAUGCCGAUGUAGCAGGAGAGACAGCUGCUAAGCCCUGUGUGCUUCCUGAGGACCUGCUGGAGACCAUCCUCUCAGAGAGGAUGCAGCUGAGUGACUGCUACCAGGGAGUGGUGUUUGAUGGCCUGGAGACCAUCUUUGCACACAACAUACAUUCUGCUCUCCUCUGCCUGCUCAGAGCUAUCAACAAUAGGCCUCACAUCUAUUUUGUGAACCUGUUCCAGGAUUAUGCUACCAUGAAAGCCAAGGAGAAGGACAAAAGAGAGCAAGAAGAACGGGAGCAGAAGGAAGCUGCCAUGAGGGAGAAGGCCCGCCUCCAGGAGCUGGAUGAGGAAGCGUAUGAUGCCCUCACUGAGGAGCAGAAAAGUCAUUUUGAUAAAGAGCUGCGACAAGUCCUGCGUGAGAGGAAAAAGAGGGAGAUGGAGAGGCUGGCUCGAGAGCUUGAGCAAAAGAAACAGCAGCAGCAGCAGGAGCUAGACCGCCUGAAGGAGGAAGAAGAGCUGAAGAAGAAGGCUAAGCGGUGGAAGAAGGAUCUUGGAAAAGAAAAAGACAUUGCCUCGGGAAGGAGAAGCCAGUUUGGAGCCAGGCAGGGUAUGAACACUUCCACCAGUAGUCGCUCAGAUAUCAAGCUGAAUGAAGGGGAUGACAGGAGAGGGUCUGCAAAGGAGCGCUCAGACUCUGUUUCAGGUGACAAGGAAGAUAAGAAAAAGCGGAACAAGACUGGCCUGCUAGAUGCCUGCCCGGUGGUGGUGGUGUCGCCCACAGGCCCGGAACAGGACAGAACAGAAAAAGAGGCCAUGAAUGAAGUUGAGAAGAUCUUGGCCCUGAGGUUUAAGCUCUACGAGGCCUCACAAAAGGGCAUCAUUCAUAUUUUGUCAUUCUGGGACCGAGUUCAGGGUAUCCUGCUUUCCCCUUUGGAGCAAGAGGAGGUCCAGCCUGAAGCAGAAGAGCAGCGCCAGCCUUCAUCCAGCCGCAGGAGCCGGAAGGACAGAGAGAAGGAGCGCCUGGAGAAAGAACGGUUGGAGAAGGAGCGCCUGGAGAAAGAACGUCUGGAGAAGGAGCGCCUGGAACAACUGAAGGCCCUUGAGGAGUCCAAGUUAUGUGGGCAGGAAAAGGAAGGUGCAGAAGGGGAAGGCAAAGACCAGCAUGCUGGGGUGCCUUACUUGGAGAUCCAGGUGCUGAGCUUGGAAGAUGCUAGUUGGAAGAAGAUCCUGGAGAGUGGCAAGCUGCCAGGCGUAGAGCAGAUCCUGGAUAGCCUGGGACUGGGUCCCUCAGGACCUCCCAUUCCUCCUCCAGCUUUUUACUCUGUGAUCCACUACCCAGAGAAGCGGAUGGCCCCGGCAGUGAGUGAAGCCCUCCAGCACUUUGUUUUUGUUGCACCAGAAGCUGCAACUGCAGAAGAAGAAAAGAAGGAUACAGAGAGUCUCACAGAUGCCCUCAUCAUGCCUGCAGUGAAGGUGCCAGAGGAGCAGGUCACCCCUACCAGAGGCAGGGCAAGGAAGGAGAAAGUUGAGGGCAGCCGAGAGUCUUCGAGGGACAAGCGCAGCACUGCCCGUGGCAGGAGAGGUCUGCAGGGACCGGCAUCAGGAGUACUCACACAUCACACGGAUGCAGACCAAAGCAGCGUCAGCAGGGACUCGUCCCCGGAGAAAAUCAUCAGAUUGACCAACUUCCGGUGGAUUGUGGCGGCCCAUGGGGAGGUUGUCCUGAAGAUACAUUUCAGCUCGAUUGUGCCAGGCCAGUUUGAUCAGACGUUUAACUUUGAGAUCCUGGGGACAGGCCGACUGUACCAGCUGUUCUGCAGGGGCACAUGCGUGUAUCCCACCAUCUGCCAGGACCCCCGGCUGGUGUUUCCUCACCGGAGGAAGAGCAAGGCGCGUAAUGACAUCAUCUUCAAGCAAUACGUCAUGGACACGGGCGUAUUCCACUUUGGCCCAUUGCUCUGCGGAAAGUCAAGACAGUGGUACAAGGCGUCUCGCUAUCCCAGUAACUGUGAGAAGAUAACCAUCCUCAACAUUACCCCCUUGGAAGCAGAGGUGCAUUUCUUUUUGGAGCACGAUGCCAACGCAGACACGUUCCUCUUUGAGCCUCCCAGGAUGACGCUGAAAGCUAAUGAGAAGCAGGAGCUGACCAUUUGGGCCUACCCCACUUCCUCUGGUGUUGUGGAAGACAGCCUUGUCUGCUGCAUUAAGGACAACCCUGAGCCGGUGGUCUUCCGCCUGUGCUGCCACGGAGUGCGGCUGGAGCUGGGACUCAACUGCAGACUGCUGAAUUUCGACAAGCUGCUUCUGCAUAGGAAGGACAGCAAGACACUGGUCCUGCAAAAUAGCACCCCGCUGCCUGCAGUGUGGAGGCUUAGUGGGGUGGAGAGCCUUGGUGAGGACUUCUCCGUAUCGCAAGACCAUGGCACCAUUGGCCCUUAUACGAAGUUCAGCCUGCAGCUACAUUUCAGGGCCUCGAAGGCUCUCAGUGUUAAGAAGACCAUCCGACUAGAGGUUUCAGAUGCAGAAAAUGUCCUGGGAAUUGUUCAGAUUGAAAACAUCCAAAUCCUUGCGGAGGCCUAUGAUGUUGCUCUGAACAUCACCUUUCCUAAAGUUGCAGAUAGUAAUCUGGAUUUUGGGAUCCUUAAAGUCAUGGAUGAAGCAAAGAUAACGCUGAAUCUAAAAAAUAAAGGGAAGUAUGAGAUUGCAUACAGUUUCACACUAGAAGCUGUGGAUACCAACAUACCAGACUUGACCUCGCACUUCACUAUCCAGCCGCAGAAGGGUGUGCUGACUGCAUCGGAGCGCCCUGCACAGGUCCAGAUGGUCUUCCACCCCAAGAGGGAGAUGAAAAUUGAGGACAAACCUAUCCUGCAAUGCCAGCUGAUUGAGCCCAAUGUCUCUGAAGGAGGAGAGACCAUCGCCGUCAUCCCAGUGAGGGUGUCGGCAAACGCUCUGUUCACCAAGUACAGCAUUUACCCUGCCUCGUUCAUCAACUUUGGAGCCAUAAUGAGUGGCACUAAGAAAAGCUGCACCUUCACGCUGGAGAACAAAGGCAUCCUCGAUUUUAAAUUCGUCAUCUGCAAAACAAUCCGGGAUGUGCCUGUCUUGCCAAGGAAAGGUGCCUCUCCUGUGAAAUACACCCACUCCCACGAGAGUGAAAACUUGAGCAAAAUCCCUCCCUCUCUCAGGCAAAGCAAGCAAACCGACUCUCUGCAAAAGGACGUGAACCCCGUUACGCAGGCUCGCAUCACUUUGGGCAUAUUCACAGUGUACCCUGGCUUUGGGUCCAUCCCUCCUGGGGGCCAGCAGGCGAUCACAGUGGAUUGCUACGCAGAUUCACUGGGGAUGUGUGAAGAGUACCUGUCCAUCGAUAUCAGCGACAGAGAUCCCAAGGACAAUCCCCUUGGCAUCCCUUAUACCCUGGCUGCCGAAUCCUGCCUCCCAGCAUUCGUGGUUGACGACAUAGGGUCCAUCUUUGAGGAGCAUCGUAUCUGCAGCAACAUCAACCUUUGCCACAUCCUGCAGACUGUGCAAGACAAGGGUGUGUUUGUCAUGGAUGAGAACAUGUUCAUCUUCACCAAUGUUCUGGUUGGGCACCAGGCCACAGCUCGCUUUAAGAUCUGCAAUGUGGACAAAAUACCCUGCGAUGUGGUCCUUUCCAUCAAACCAGCCUCCAGUAAGCUUAGCACCCAUGCUGGCGACGUUUUUGAGGUGGAUCCUGUUCGGAUGUGUGUGCCCAGUCACUCCCACGCCUUUGCUACAGUGACCUUCACUCCACAGACCAUGCAGAACUACCAGUGCACUUUUGAGGCUUGCCUUGAUGUCCUGGCAAGCCCUGCAGCAUUUAAACCACAAAGCCUGACAUUCACUAUCAGUGGAGAUGGGAAUCUGCCUCGGGUGACCAUCCUGCGCCCGGUCCUUCACAACAAGAGAGGGAACCCUCUGCUGCUCUUUAAAAAGCUGCUGCUAGGUCAUUCAGAGAAACUCCCUCUGAUCCUUCAUAACAGUGGCAUCAUACCUGUCCAGGUGAUGAUGGAUCUGUUGGAUGAAGAGGGAGUUUUCUUCCUGAAAGCCAGGCCCACCACACACUGCAUCUACCAGGCUCCAGCUACACAAGAGAGCUCUGCCGGAGAAGGGAGGAAGCCUCAUGCCACUUCCCUGGUCCUGCAUAAUGGGGAAUCAGCAGAGUUCGAUGUGCUUUUCAAACCCAAUCUGAUCCAACAUGUGGAGGGGAAGAUACGCCUGUCCAUAGUGGAUAACCCUUAUGAGGAGACCAACGUUUUGCUGGUGGGUGAAGGCUACCAGGAUGACUUCACGCUAGAUAACAUCCAUGGACUAGUUGCAGACAACAAUGAGGAGAACACAGAGGCGAAUCUGGAGGAAGACGUAAUUGAGGCUGCCAGAGUGGAUCACAUCCAGUUUGGAGGUUGUCACAUUGGGACACCCUACCAGGCGACCUUCACAAUCACCAAUCACAGCAACGUGGAGGCGAUGCGGUUCGAGUGGCUGGCAAGCACCCCAUUUCACUUCUCCCCCCAGGUGGGACACCUCCAUGCUGGCUGUGCUAAGGACAUCACAGUGACCUUGAAAUCAGAUGUCGCAGUCACCUUCAAAAUGCACCCUGUGAAGUGUAAGGUGGCUAAGAUCACCUUCCAGCUGCCAGCAGACCAGGUUCCCGACUGGGAUGACCGCUUGCACACUGUCAAGUGGGUAGAUGCCACGAGGGGCCAGCCAACCAAGUGGCCUGUCAAGAAGAAGGUGAUUGAGACAGACCCAGAGCCAGCUCACACUGUCCUGGAAGGGAGCAGCCGCGAGGUGGAGCUUUGCCUCAGUGCUGUCAUUGAUUAUGCUGAGUUCAAGCUGGAUAUGGAAAUGAUUCAGUUCAAGGAGACCAUGCUCUUCCAGACAAGGACUUUCACUUUCCACCUGUCCAAUACAGGGAAUGUGGCCCUAGAAUACACCUGGAUGGCAGAUGUGGAGGAUAAAAAAGCAGUCAGCUAUAGUGGAGAACUGCUCCUUACCAGUCCUGAAGGGGAUUUCCACUCCUCCACUUAUGAGGCCCCUGUGAAACUCCAGGCCAGCUGCUGUUCCAGCCAGUUGGGCUGCACUCUGGAGCAUGUCUCCUCCUCUCCAUGCUCCUCUCCGAGUACCAUCAACGUCACUCCGCAAUUUGCUGUAGAGCCCUGCAAUGGCACUAUCCCUGCUGGUCAGGAGCAGGUCUUCCAGAUGAAAUUCUCUCCAGUGGAUGUGGGGGAGUUUCAGAGCUGCAUGCUCUGCAGUAUUCCUAACCUGAAGCCAAAUCAGAAGGGCCCAGAAGUGGUUGUGAGGGGAAAGAGCCUGCUGCCACAUUGCCACUUUGAAUUGGAAGACUCUGACUACAUCACUGCAAACAGACGCAACCCAGACUUGCGGGGACCUAAGGGGACAACAUUAGAUCGUAACACAAGAGUGAUUGAGUUUUCAGCAGUUGGAGUGUGUAGCAGGAACAGCAGGGCCUUCCUGCUUAUGAACCCAACUAGUUCCACAUAUUCCUUCCAGUGGACUUGCCAAGACCCCGAAGCACCAAGAGAACAGCCGGCUUUCUCCUGCCUCACAGAGAAAGGUCAGAUCCAGCCAGAGAAGAAAGCAGAGAUCAAGUUUGAAUUCAUCCCUCAGCACCUGGACAUCACAGAAUCCUUCUGGGUUUUUACAAUCCCUGAGCAGAGUGUUUCAAUCCCGUUCCUGCUGGUGGGCAAUGCCACUGACCCACUAGUGUCUCUGGACAGAUCCCACCUGAACUUCCGCUCGCUUUUAGUCGGGCAUGAGAUGUACCAGACAAUCUACAUGAUCAACAGCGAGAAAGAGGCUUUCAGCUUUGCUUUCAGAGAAAAUUCUCUCUUCCCAGAGGGAUGCAAUGCCUACCUGAAAGUAGAGCCCCUGGAAGGCUCCAUCGCACCCCUUUCAAGGUGUUCCAUUACAAUCUUCCUCAUACCAAUACUAGAAGGAGAGGUGGUCUUCAACCUCAUAUGUGAUGUCAAGAGGAAGCCCCAGCCCCUCUCCUUGAAUAUCAAGGCUACUGCCUAUAGCAUGAACGUGUCUGUCAGAUUUGAGGACAGCGAUGGCUGUGUUGCUGAGCUCAGUGCACAGGAGAUCAACAUCAUUGACUUCAAGAAGGUGGAGUUAAAUGAAAACAUUCAAAACAUCUUCACCAUUAGCAAUACUGGAAAGUUGAGCUUCACCUUCUCCUGGGAACUUAGUGGCCCUCCAGCACGGAAACAGUUCCUUACCAUUACCCCUCAGAUGGGCACCGUGGAGGCUGAGGGGAAAGCAGAGACUCUGCUGACUUUCCACCCACGGAAGAUAUGCUCUGUAAAGAACGUAGAGCUGACGCUGCAGAUCAGCAGGGGCCCUACGUUCAUCUGUGCGUUGCUGGCUACCGUGGUGGUGCCCACUGUCCACUUCUCCUUCACCAAACUCAAUUUUGGGGCGUGCUUUGUCUACCAUGCCGGGAUGCUGCCUUCCCAGCAGACCCUCGUCAUCACUAACAAGGCAGACAAGGAUGUCAGCUUGAACUGCUUGUUCACCAGCACCGCACACCUGGAGGUGGACUUCCCGGGCUACGUGCUAUCCCCAGGAGGGACGGUGGAGGUGCCCAUCACGUUCUAUCCCAGAGAGGCCGUGUCUUACCAUGAGCUUGUCCCGUUUGAAAUCAAUGGUCUUUCCCAACAGACUAUUGAGGUCCGAGGAAGGGGCGCAGAAAUGAAGGUUGAUAUUGUGGAACCGCAAAGCAAAGUGGUGAAGUUAGGAGCCCUCUCCAUUGGACAGACAGUGAAGAAGCUUGUCACCAUAGCAAACAACAGUGCUGCUCCUCUCACUUUUAAACUCAAUUUCAUGUACACCAUGCCAGAGUUGCAAGAAGCUGGGGUUCUCUGCUUGAACCCCGCCAAUGAAAUAAGUCUGAAGCCCAAAGGAGAUACCUGUAAAGUGGAGGUGAUCUUCUCCCCAAAGCACCGCAUCCUGCCAUUCAGUGAAGAAGUAAUGUUGGAGUGCCAUGGCCUGGUGCGCUUCCUCUGCAUGGUACAGGGCUCCUGCCAGGGCAUCGAUGUGAGCUUGGACCGGGAACAUAUCAACUUUGGAGUGGUGCUGCAGCAGAGCCGCACUUGCCAACGCAUCCUCAUGCAGAACACAGGCGACAUAGGAGUCAAGUUUAAGUGGGCCAUCAAGAGCUUCAAGCCGGAUUUCUCCAUCAGCCCCACAAGGGGUUACAUCUCCCCAGGAAUGGAUAUCCCCUUACUUGUGACCUUCCACCCCUCCAAGUCAAGCCAGGCUAUCCAGUACGAUGGCCUGCAGUGCUUCAUCCAAGGCAGUGAGCCGCUCCGGCUCACACUAGCAGGAUGCUGCAUGGAGGUCCCAGCCACUAAAGAGACGCUGAAUUUCACAUGCGACGUGCGUGAGAAGCAGAGUCAGACCAUCCUCCUGUCCAACCCGAGCAACGAGCCCUGGACCAUGCAACCUGUCAUCGAGGGGCAACACUGGGAAGGGCCUGAAUUUUUCCAUCUAGAUGCUAGUCAACAAAACAAGCCCUACGAGAUCACUUACAAACCUCUAACCAUGACCUCUGAGAACAAGAAACAUCAGGGCUCCAUCUUCUUCCCCUUACCAGAUGGGACAGGCUUGCAGUACCUCCUGCAGGGAACUGCUGAGGCCCCAAAAUGUUCGGGGUCUAUUUUCCGAGAGGUACCGUGCAGGACUCCCUACACUGAGCUCAUCCCUGUCUCCAACUGGCUGAACAGACCACAGAGGUUUGUCGUUGUAGUGGACAUACUCAAACCAGAAAAGCUGGAAAGCAGUUCUGUGCUGCAGGGGCUGGAAUACAUUGAUGUGCCUGGCUUCACUCAGAAGGACUACAAGCUCACAUUCCUUUCAUACAAAGAAGGGAUAUUUAGCACAAUGGUGACCUUCCUCAACGAGGUGACUGAGGAGUACUUGUUCUAUAUGGCCACUUUCAAGGCUACUGCUUCAGGACCCAUCAGCACUAUUGAACUGGUCACCCCUAUUCGGGAGAGCGUGUCCUCAUCUGUCAGGGUGGACAACCCUCUAUCCAUCCCAGUGACGUUUGCUACCGAUUGCAAAGUGCCUGAAAUCAGCGUUCCCCCACUGUUCACUGUUCCUGCUUUGUCAGAGGCUGAUCUUGUCUUUGAGUACCAGCCCUUGAAAACUGGGGAGAGCACUGGGCACCUGGUGCUCCAAAGCAAUGACUUGGGCUCUUUCUGCUAUGACCUGAACCUGAAAGCCACUGCAAGCAGGCCGGAGAAGCCACUCUACUUCUGUACCGCACUGGGCUCUAACCAGACCAUGACUGCCAAAUUCAUUAACUAUGUCCGGCAGAAGACAGACUACGUCCUGCAGAGUGACUGCGCAGAUUUCCAGACAGAGAAAACCAUCAGCGUGGCCCCUGCCUGCGUGGGGGGCUCGGAGGUGGGUGUGGAGGUGACCUACGAGCCCUGCCAGCUGGGCGAAUCCAGAGCGACGCUGCUCCUCUCCUCCCCGCUCAGCGGCGAGUACAGCAUCCCGCUCUUCGGCCUCUCCAUCCCACCCAAGCCGCAGGGCCCCUUCCAAAUCAAGGCUGGCUGCAGCACCUCCAUCCCCUUCAAAAACGUCUUCCUGCAGCACAUGACCUUCAGGUACGACGUGGAGAACCCGGCGUUCACCGUCAGGGCUACCGAGAACUUGCGCUCUAAGAAAAACAUCUUCAUCACCGUCUCGUUUGAGGGCAGCCCGGCCGGCAGCAAGGCCCCUGUCACGAGCAAGCUGGUCGUCUCUUGCGCGCGGGCAGCCGGCCUGGGGGCGGACGUCUCCUGGGUGUACUACCUGCGGGGGAUCACCCCCGAGAAGUGACCUGCCGGCAGCGCCCUCGGGGGCAGCUGGAUUUUGGGAAGCCCUGAAGCGCCAGCGGCGCGGGGGCCGCGGAUCCCGCCGCCCCGGAGGGCCCUGCUGGCCGCAGGCGCGUCCGGCUGCACCCGGGGACGAUGGGGCUGCGCCGAGGAGGCUCCAGCUUUUUCCCCCCCCCGUCGUGGGCCGUGCUGACGACCUUCCCUGCAAGGCAAGCGGGUGCCCCUGCGGCAGGCCUCGCCCCCUCUGCGGAGCAGAGGCCGGCCGCUCUCCCGCUUCGCCCUUCUCUCCUGUACGGGGGGGUGUUUGGAAUAAAGCUGGGGAAGCCGA